CAAAAUUUUGAGGCUCAAAAUUUCCCAAUCCCACCGUUUUAGAUAAGAAUACAAUCCAUUCUCUCAAUUCCAUUGGCUCUCAUUUCCCCAAAAUCCUCUCUCAAAUUUCCCAAAAACGCUCUUCACAUCCCUAAUUCCUAUUCCCUACACACCAAUUUCUUCACUCUCCUUCAAUGGCGGCAACAAUGGCGACUAUGGCUAUCCUCAACGCCAAAUGCUUCACCCCCAUUAAUAAAACCCCACUUCUCCCUUCAAAACCCGCCACCAAACCCAUCUCCCUCCCUCUCCCUAUCCUAACCAAACCUUCCCUCGCCGGUACUGCCAUCGCCGGAGCAAUCUUCUCAACACUGAGCUCCGGAGACGCUGCUUUGGCUGCCCAACAGAUCGCCGAUCUAGCGGAAGGCGACAACCGGGGACUGGCUCUUUUGCUGCCGCUCAUCCCGGCGGUGGCGUGGGUUCUGUUCAACAUUCUUCAGCCGGCGUUGAAUCAGAUAAAUAGGAUGCGUACGGAGAAGGCGGUGAUUGUUGGGUUGGGUCUGGGUGGGUUGCUGGCGUCGGGGCUUGUGGGGACUCCGGAGGCAAUGGCGGCGGAGGCAGGGAGCGACGGGCGAGGACAGUUGCUGUUGAUUGUGGUGGCGCCGGCGAUUGCUUGGGUUUUGUUUAAUAUAUUACAGCCGGCGUUGAACCAGCUGAAUCGGAUGAGAUCGGAGUGAAAUGGUGAUUAGAUGAUCCUUAAAUUACUUGUAAUUUUAAAUGCAAAUCUCUCUCUCUUAUGCUUUAUAAAUGAAGCGUUGGAGUCUAAGCCCAAACUUGAUUUCUUUUUGGGGUCUUUUUUAGUGUUUAUAAUCAAUAUUCACCAACCUCAACUUCCAAUAUACUUUCAUUAUUCUUAUUAAUACUUUUAGAUGCCACUUUCGUCCA
Messenger RNA from Cucumis sativus (cucumber), 921 nucleotides. RefSeq names its product photosystem II core complex proteins psbY, chloroplastic. The record is from RefSeq and is a predicted model, not a curated record. The transcript has a single exon. Gene Ontology annotation, cellular component: photosystem II; chloroplast thylakoid; membrane. The coding region runs from base 174 to 713 and encodes 179 amino acids. Gene Ontology annotation, molecular function: manganese ion binding. NCBI's taxonomy places the organism in Eukaryota, Viridiplantae, Streptophyta, Magnoliopsida, Cucurbitales, Cucurbitaceae. Gene Ontology annotation, biological process: photosynthesis; cell redox homeostasis.